AUGGCUCUUUUUUCCAUUCAUUCAAGAUGUUUUGUAGCCUCUGUUAAACGUUCAGAACGUUUGGCAGAGGAGAAGCGGGGCUUUGAAAAGCUCGUCUCGGAUAAACAAAACAAGGAGAAAGCGGAAGAAGUACGACAAACUCUCGGGGAAUUGAAAUCCGUUGAAAGUGGUGAUGGGCGCACAAUUGUGCCGAAAGUUCGAACUGGUGCUGCAAUCAACACUCAACGACAGGGUCUGCGUGGUCUAAGACCAUGUCUUCAAGACGCUCCCGUCCAACAAAAGCCUCUGCCGGGUCUUCAAAUUCUGCAUGAUCCUGUCACACCAAGUGACCUGCCCAAUCUAGCCAGCGUUCAACCAAUCAGCGGUAGCGCGGCAGCCAUUGGGAAAACACUGUCACGCCUUGCUGAUCCAGUGACCUCUUGGAAUGUUGAGAAUGUCAAGGCACCUAGCGUUAGGGUAACUUUGGGCUGA
Molecule: messenger RNA, 471 nt
Organism: Rodentolepis nana
Lineage: Eukaryota; Metazoa; Platyhelminthes; Cestoda; Cyclophyllidea; Hymenolepididae
Source: the annotation of a GenBank genome assembly